This is a messenger RNA of Aspergillus versicolor CBS 583.65, 1705 nucleotides long. RefSeq lists its product as uncharacterized. The record is from RefSeq and is a predicted model, not a curated record. The transcript is spliced from 3 exons. Gene Ontology annotation, biological process: protein phosphorylation. Gene Ontology annotation, molecular function: ATP binding; protein kinase activity. NCBI's taxonomy places the organism in Eukaryota, Fungi, Ascomycota, Eurotiomycetes, Eurotiales, Aspergillaceae. Bases 129 to 1652 code for a protein of 507 amino acids.
CAUUGCAAGGCUGUAUUUACUCUUCAGUAACCUUUAAUCUCCCUUUACAACUUCCACUCCUCCUCUGUGCUCUUUACUAUGGCUGAACUAGCUCUCGGCAUCGUUGGAGUCAUAAACUCGAUCCAAGCAUGCAUAAAGGCAAAAUCGUAGUAUCAAAAUACCGCACGUUCAAGGACGCCGGCUCCGAGAUAUACGAACGAGUGCUGAUAAUCGAAGCAACCUGGUCUAAAAUCUCCCAGCAGCUGGAUUUCCUUAAUCGCAUCUGUGGCAGUCUCAAUCCAGAGCACCGAGACCUGCAACAGCGUAUUCUUCUUGCCUUCCAUAAUAAGCUCGAGCUAAGUGUGCUCGAGGUCAGCAAACUCGAGCAAUCUUCUGACUCCGGUGGUAGUGCGCAACGGCGACUGAGAGCGGCAAAAUAUGUUCUUUCUGUGAAGAGGCCUUUGGACUUGGUUAUUCAGCGUCUACAGGCAUGGGCGGCGGAGUUUGAUCCGACUUGGUGGUUGAUCCUACGAAUGGCUGAUACGGCCAUUGACAAGGAAAUAGAUUCUGCACCAAGUCAAGACCAGAUCCAGGGUCAAAUUCUUGCUCCUAAUGAUAGAAACUACAGGCUCGAAGCCGCUCGACAUAUCCGAGAUGCUUUGCAAGCAAACGAGCAGUCUACAAAGGGCUUGUUCCUUAGAGAAGCAACGUUGAACUCGGCAGAUCGGUCUGAUAUCCCAUUUUCCACCUCGCAAAUCAUCACACUAUCAGUUUCCAGAAAGCCAACCUCUUACAUAUUGGACUCUGUGGACUGUACAAGAGUAGAAGACGAUGCUGUCUUUGCGAAGAAUGUGCGAGACCUGGCACUAAGACUUGAAAAAAUUGAUGCAGCAGCCUUCCAUCUUCUGCAAUGCCAUGGCGUCACAAGAACCAGGGAUCCAAGCACAAAGCGAGUGACUUCGUUCAAUUUCAUCUUCAAGAUACCAAAGGACUGCCACCACCAUCAACCUCAGAGUCUGCGCUCUCUUCUCCUAUCACAGACCAACCCGUCUCUAACUGCGAGACUCGAAUUGGCAAAGCAGCUGGCCACGGCACUCAGCUACGUCCAUGUCCUAGAUUUCGUGCACAAGAAUAUACGCCCUGAAACAGCUUUGGUCUUUAAAAGCCACGGCUUAGACUCUUCAUCACUGGCUCAUGGAUUCGGCCCAUUAUUCCUCGUCGGAUUCAAAACAUUCCGCACUGUAGACGGGAAAUCUCUCCGUCUAACCACUGCCGACAGGAUUGAGAAUAUAUACCAGCAUCCAGAACGACAGGGUAGAGACCCAAGCACAGACCACCGAAUGCAGCACGACAUCUACAGUCUUGGCGUGUGUCUACUUGAGAUCGGGCUCUGGAAGUCGUUCGUUGCUGGCGAUUCUUCAUCUCCGAUACUACUGUCCGAGCUGAGUUCGGUAGCCAAUAUCAAGGCACAUUUCACGGCCCUGGCAAAAGAAUGUCUCCCGUCUGCUAUGGGUGAGAAGUACACUGGCGUUGUGGUCAAUUGUUUGACCUGUAUGGAACCCGAUAAUGUGGACUUUGGGGAUGAGGAUGAGUUUAAGGAUGAGUUUGGGAUUGGGAUUGGGGUUAAGUAUAUUGAAAAGAUUCUACUACAGCUUAAUGAGAUAUCGUUAUGAGGUAGUCGGUUGGAUAUUCACAAUACUUGCAUGUUUCAACUUAUACAGUAAUA